UACAAGCUCAUGAUUCAACAGCGUGUUCAAAAAUUGAAGUGACACUGUUUGGUGACGUAAUAAUUGCUGGAAUUGUGCUAAGACCAUUGGACCAACUUGAGGUCCAGUGCUAAAGAUGGUGAAAGAAUUUGUAGAAGGCUGGGAUCUGCUACAUACACUAGGUGAAGGUGCCUAUGGCGAAGUAAAGCUACUAGUAAACCAAACGACAGGGGAAGCAGUAGCUGUUAAAGUUUUGAAUCUUUCGAAUAGGAAGGAUGCUGCAGAAAGUGUCAGAAAAGAGAUUUGUAUUCAUCGCAUGUUAAGUCAUGAAAAUAUUAUCAAAUUCUUUGGGCAGCGAAGUGAAAGAUCUUGUCAGUAUAUCUUCCUAGAAUAUGCUGCAGGAGGUGAACUCUUUGAUAGAAUAGAGCCUGAUAUCGGAAUGCCUCAACCUGAAGCUCAAAGAUAUUUUGCACAUCUCUUAUCUGGAGUGGAAUAUCUUCACAGCAAAGGUGUGACCCAUCGAGAUUUGAAGCCAGAAAACUUACUUUUGGAUGCUCAAAAUAUACUAAAAAUCUCUGACUUUGGGAUGGCAACAGUAUUUCGUUACCAAGGAAAAGAACGUAUGUUAACCAAAAGAUGUGGCACCUUGCCCUAUAUAGCACCAGAAGUUUUGGUUCGAGAGUAUAAUGCAGAACCAGCAGAUAUAUGGAGUUGUGGUGUAAUUUUGGUUGCAUUGCUAGCAGGAGAGCUUCCUUGGGACAAACCACAGUAUGAUUGCAAAGAAUACAGAGAGUGGGAGGAGUGUAAAGUCAUUCAGUCACCAUGGAAUAAAAUUGAUAAUUUAGCUUUAUCUCUUCUGAGAAAAAUUUUGCUGAAUAGCCCUUCUAAACGCUACAACAUCAGCCAAAUAAAAAGUCAUCAGUGGAUUAAUAAAAACAUCAAAUCCAAAGCUCUGUUUAAAUUAUCAACUUCAAAUAAUGAUUAUAUUUCACGGAAACGAACCUGCUCAGAAAUUGAUCAUCCAGCAGUUUCAGGAAGGGAUGAAGUGGUUAUUCGUUUAUCUAGCUCACAGCCUGAGCCCUUUAUUAGUGAUGAUUCUCAAGUAGAAGGCAGUGAACUUUCCAUAAGGAAUGUGGUUCCAUAUUGCACAAGUUUCUCACAACCUGUUCAUCCAGAACAUAUGCUACUAAGUAGUCAAUUACAGGCUACCCCAGGAUCCUCACAAUCUCCAAUGCAAAGACUUGUCAAAAGGAUGACAAGAUUUUUUGUGAGCACUGAUCUGGAAAUGACACUAAAGGAGCUCUCUGCUGUUUUUGAAAAGUUAGGAUACAGUUGGAAAGAGAAUUCUGGACAGAUUACAGUAACUACUCAGGAUCGACGAAAGAUGAUGCUUACAUUCAAGGCUAAUCUUAUAGAAAUGACUGAUAUACUUGUAGACUUCAGAUUAUCAAGAGGUGAUGGCCUAGAGUUUAAGCGCCACUUUUUAGUUAUCCGAAACCUACUACACGAUAUUAUAGUAAAAGGACCAAUUAUGUGGCCUUUAGCUGUCACAACAGAAAUGUAAUCAACUCCUGAUCACUACAGUAAGAAGAGAAGACUACCAAAGAAAAAAUUUCUACUUUGUAGCUUUGGUUACAGUGAUUUAGCAAGAAAAAGAAAGUUUCCUAUGUUAAGAAAUUAAGAGUGUUGGUAAUUCCUAGUGAUUACAUUUAUGGUAAAUUCAGAUUUAACAAGAUCAUUUUUCUAAUGUAUAUUUUGCUCACAGAGAGGGAGUUUUUAUUAUUUUUGUAGGAUUUUGUUUGGAAAUUCAUCACCUAUUUUAAGUAUAUUCUAGAAUUAUGUUUUAGUUGUUGUUAUCUUUGGUAUUCCAUUUUCAUUUUAAAGAAAGUGUGUAUAGGUGAAUUUUAAAUAUUCAGCCAAAUGUCCCUCUUCGAAUAGACAAACAAAAUUUUUUGAUUCAAGUUUUCAGUCUGACAUUCCUUUUUUUUUAUAUUUUGUUAGUCAAGUUUGUGAUAUGAGGUGCCUUUUUUUUACACUUACUAUGUUGUACUUUUCGGAGAAUGGAGGUGUUGCCUUUUUCUGUAUGAAGUUGUUAAAGAUUAAAGGUAUUUUUCUAUUUGAAAUAUUUUGUGAUGAAACUUUUCUAUAAAGUUUUUGUAAGUGUAUUAAUUUUGCUUGCGUUCUGAAAUACCCCUUACACCGAUUAGUCUAAAGCUUAAUAAAGAACAAGUGAAAUUAAGGAAGAAAUAUUUUUUUGCUAAUUUGCAGUGCCAUAAAAUACUAUUAUUUUUAUAAUUAUAGACAAAUAUUUGAAGAAUUCUUCUUAUCAUUUCACUGUAAUUAUUUUGUAUACUUUUAACUAAAAAUAGCUAUUUUGUUUUUUCAUAAGAACAAGAAUGUACAAAAAAUGUAGCUUGAAAAAGGGUAAAUAAUGAUUUUGUGGUAAACAAAUUUAACAAUUUAUGGUUAACUUCUUGCAGGCUAAUUUUGAAGCUAUUCAUACUCAUAGAAUCAACAAAUGUUACAGAUGACACUAGUAAAAUGUUAAACAGUCACUUUUUGUUAACCUUUUGUUUUCAUAACUUGUUACUUCUUUUCUUGGUUUUAUUUUAAUUUUUUUACCUUGAACAUAAGUGAAUGCUUGCUCUGCUGACCUCAUUUACUUUAACUGUCUUGUUAUAGUUCUAAUUCAAUGAAAUGCCAUGUUUUUGCUUAGAUUCAUAAUCAGUGUUAACUUUCAGAAAGACUUGUUUGCAAGUUUGUCACCUGAACCUAAAUUACAAUUCAAAGUAUGCCAUUUGAAAUGUGGAUUGAGAUUGUCUUACUUUGAUAAUAUCUUUCACAAGUAGUAAGAAAUAAUAUGCUUGAGAAACUAGUGAAUCUAUGGAUAGCUAUUUUUAAUUUGUUUUGCAUGCAAACAUAUUUCCUAGUUAAAAUAUGAAAACCUUUAUGACCCAAAACUGAAGAAGAUAUAUAUGUAUAUAUAAGCUUUGAAAAAGAUAAACUCUGAAUCUGAGUUUUUUUAUGUUAUUACUGAAGAACAAAAUAGUGAUUUUCAACAACUAAGUGAUACUUACAGGAUGGAGUGUCAUUUUUUGUAGAAUGCAACAUUUUUUUGUAUUUCAUUAAGAGAAGAAUAAAUUGGUUAUUUUGUA
This is a messenger RNA of Limulus polyphemus (Atlantic horseshoe crab), 3134 nucleotides long. RefSeq names its product serine/threonine-protein kinase Chk1-like. Bases 116 to 1543 code for a protein of 475 amino acids. The transcript is spliced from 14 exons. Gene Ontology annotation, molecular function: ATP binding; protein serine/threonine kinase activity. Lineage: Eukaryota; Metazoa; Arthropoda; Merostomata; Xiphosura; Limulidae. Gene Ontology annotation, biological process: DNA damage checkpoint signaling; protein phosphorylation. Gene Ontology annotation, cellular component: nucleus. The record is from RefSeq and is a predicted model, not a curated record.